GUUUUGUUUAGAGGUGUUAUUUUAAUGCAGAGUUUCACAUCGGACAGCAAAUAAGUCUUUGUUACUUUGUGCCAAAUGGAGGGUCCUUAGCUCUGUCUCUUCAUCUCUCUCUCUCUCUCUCUCUCUGUCUGAGCUUCUUCUCUCUGCUCAACCCAAGCCGGAAAUCGAUCUUUUUCGUUAGCCACUGAUCCACAACUUUCUUCAGGUUAGGAAAAAUUGGAGAUUUUGAAGUGAGAAUUGCCAUUUUUCAUGUCACCUCCACUGCUUGGUGUUGGGGAGGAGGAGGGUCAGAGCAAUGUCACUUUACUGACCUCCUCUGCCUCCGCUGACAGCUUAUGCCGCAGCAGUUCUGAAUUGAAAGAGCGUAACUACAUGGGAUUAUCCGAUUGUUCAUCGGUGGACAGCUCAGUAGUGUCCACUGAGUCUGAUGAGAGUAAACGUAGCACUCUGAAUCUGAAGGCCACAGAACUGAGGCUUGGACUACCUGGAUCCCAGUCCCCUGAAAGAGAUCCUGAACUCUGCUUGUUAAGCUCCACUCAACUCGAUGAGAAACCCCUCUUCCCCAUGCAUCCUCUGAACGAUGGUCACUACUCUUCUUCGCAGAAGACUGUUGGUUCGGGCAGCAAAAGAGGAUUCUCCGAUGCUAUGGACGGAUUCUCGGAGGGAAAAUAUCGUGCUAAUUCAGAGGUUGGUGCGAUGCUGUCUCCAAGGCCUUCAAAAACUGGUUCUGUGAUUGAGAACCUUGGGACUCAAUCGGCUAAUGCAAAAGAAGUUGCACCGCCAAAGAUGGUACAAGAGAGGCCUCGUGCUGCCAAUGAACCCAGGCCAAGUCCUAAUGGUGCUGCAAAUAGUAAUAGCAGUGCGCCUGCUACAAAGGCACAGGUAGUGGGUUGGCCACCUAUAAGAUCGUUUAGGAAGAACUCGUUGGCUAGUUCGAAGAACACUGACGAAGUGGAUGGAAAAUCAGCACCUGGUGCUCUCUUUGUUAAGGUUAGCAUGGAUGGUGCUCCUUAUUUGAGGAAAGUAGACUUAAAAAAUUACACUGCAUAUCGAGACUUGUCUUCUGCUCUCGAGAAGAUGUUCAGUUGUUUUACCAUUGGUCAAUAUGGAUCUCAUGGAACUCUGGGCAAGGAGAUGCUGAGUGAGAGCAAGCUGAAGGAUCUCCUUCAUGGCUCAGAGUAUGUUCUUACAUAUGAAGAUAAAGAUGGUGACUGGAUGCUUGUGGGUGAUGUCCCAUGGGAGAUGUUUACUGAUACAUGCAAGAGGCUCAGAAUCAUGAAGGGCGCCGAUGCCAUUGGCCUAGCUCCAAGGGCCAUGGAGAAGUGCCGGAACAGGAACUAGCUAGCUCUGACAUGAUUAAUCCUAUCCUUUGAGCAGUCUACCAGAUAUCAUGACAAGGCAGCGGAAAAGCAAAAUAAACCAGAUUUUCGUUGGAGGAUGUUGAAUGGUGGGGUGUUGGACUGGAUCGGAGAUCAUGAAUUGGCUGGCUUUAUUGUUACUAUCUUUAUGUUUUUUGUUGCCAUGGAAUUAAUGUUCUGUUAAGGUAUGUUUCUAGUUUAUUACAUAUGUAAACUGCUAAGACCCUAUUAUAUGUGGGAGUACUGCAGUAUUCUCUCUGGCCAAUUUCCUGUUCUGAUGCAGGAUCCUUUAGUAUGUAAAUUGCAUUGUUUGUGAACUCUUAUGUGUGUGUGUAUGAUGAUCAAAGACCUCCCAAGUUUUCUCUCA
Molecule: messenger RNA, 1725 nt
Organism: Corylus avellana
Lineage: Eukaryota; Viridiplantae; Streptophyta; Magnoliopsida; Fagales; Betulaceae
Product: auxin-responsive protein IAA9
Biological process (GO): regulation of DNA-templated transcription
Cellular component (GO): nucleus
Source: RefSeq, a predicted model, not a curated record